AUAAACAUUUGGAGCACUUCGCGAAGAGAAAACAGUAAAUACCAGACCGAAACCAUACGUACGUGCACGUUCCAGAAAACUCUGCCAAUUUCAGAGCAAACAUUUUCCCCAAACGCAUUACAUACAGUCCCUUAGUAAGUUAAAUGGGCGAUAAGGUACCAGCACCAGACACAUCCAGAAGCGAUGACGAGCAGUUCGAAGAUGCACAACAAGGCAAGGAAGAUUUCAACGAACGAACGGUCGAUGAAGUUAUCGAAAAGGUGACCGGAUUGUCCACACGGAAACCACCCGACACAGAUGCGGACGAGUUUGUUGACUGUGUUAACCAUUCCGGGACCGAGGAAACGCAAGAGUCAGUUCCGAAACGCGAAUGUGACAGUGCGGUGGAACCGUUCGAAGAUGAUGAUCUAGUAGACGAAGACUCGCAGCGGGAUUAUGAAUGUGGUUUGUCCGAGGAGGAAAAGGACGAAAACAAAACCAAAGCAGAUGAGCUGAAGCAGCAGGGAAACGAGCUUUUUAAACAGGGCGAAUAUUUGCAAUCGCUGGAUCUGUACACGCGGGCACUUCGGUUGUGUCCGCUGGAUCGUACAGAAGCUCGGGCCAUACUUUACGCGAAUCGGGCCGCAGCCAAAACGAAACUCGACCGCAAAAAGUCCGCACUGGAUGACUGCACCAAAGCGCUAGAGUACAAUCCAAAUUAUGUAAAAGCGUUGCUUAGACGGGCGAAUCUAUACGAAGAGACUGACAAGCUGGACGAAAGUUUAGAGGACUAUCGUAAGGUGCUGGAGCUGGAACCGGGCAAUAGUGAGGCACAGGCCGCUCAAACGCGUUUGCCUCCGAAAAUAUCGGAACGGAACGAUCGACUAAAGGAAGAAAUGAUGGGCAAGCUAAAGGACCUGGGCAACAUGAUUCUACGACCGUUCGGUCUAUCAACGCAAAACUUUGAAAUGAAGCAAGAUCCCCAAACCGGUUCGUACUCGAUAAACUUUAACCAGGGCGCCAAACAGUGAUGCGUCACACAGUGGGAUACGCUCUUGAUGGUGAUAAAUGGUGUAGGUUGUUUAAGGCGCUUGUUUGUGACGCUGUAAAUAAUCCUCUUGUUCGUUGUGAGAAGGAGGUUAAAAUUAUGACACAUUUCUGUGAGUCUAUUUUUCAUUAACUUCAUUUCAUGAGGGUAUUUAAAUAAAGCUAAUAUAAAGCAGCAAAGAAGAAAAAAA
Molecule: messenger RNA, 1217 nt
Organism: Anopheles moucheti
Lineage: Eukaryota; Metazoa; Arthropoda; Insecta; Diptera; Culicidae
Gene: Ttc1
Product: tetratricopeptide repeat protein 1
Exons: 2
Coding region: 144-1010 (288 amino acids)
Molecular function (GO): protein binding
Source: RefSeq, a predicted model, not a curated record